CUUGCCCCCUCAUCCCCAGUUCCAUAAAUCAUCCAAAGUUCCAAACUUUAGUUAGAAUGCAACACAAUCCUAAAUAAACACCAUCACCAUGUUUAACCUCUAAGAGUUGCUGAGGAUCCAAAAUGGUGGGAUGCCAUCUUUUAAGCUCUGAACAGUGAACUUUCUUGUAGCAAUGAAGUGUGCUCCCUUGACUGUGUUUCAUUUGCUCUUCUUCAUCUUCCCCCUAGCAUUCUCUGUUCACUUUAUUUCAGCUUUAUCUCCAAGUGGGUCCAUCAAACAUCCCAUAAAGUUUAUCCUAGGGGAAGAGAAUUUGGGUCCGUGGAAGAAUGAAGUUGAACAAGUAGCUCCAGAACCAUGUCCCGAGACUAAGGGUACUCUUGUCCUAGCAGCAAACAGAACCAACAGGCCUGACAUUCUACGCAGAUUUCGAUGUUACCAAGGUGGCUGGGACAUUGCAAAUCGACAUUAUUGGGCCUCAGUUGCAUUCACUGGUGUGGCUGGUUUCACACUCGCUGUACUAUGGUUUAUUUCAUUUGGCUUGGCUCUAGUGAUUCAUCUAUGCUGUGGAUGGGGAAUUACAAUCAAGGAUGAAGGUUCAAAUCAUUUGCAAAGAAUCUGGCUUGUGUUGCUGUUGUUAUUCACCUGUGUUGUAGCGAGUGGAUGUAUUGUUCUCUCUUUUGGGCAGGAAAAAUUCAAUGGUGAGGCAAUUGGUACUCUCCAUUACGUUGUGAAUCAGUCAAACUACACAGUGCACACUCUGAGAAAUGUUACAGAGUAUCUGUCUCUUGCCAAAUCUAUCAAAGUGGCAGAGAUGUUUCUUCCAUCUGAUAUCAUGGAUGAUAUUGACAAUUUGAAUGUGGAUCUAAAUACAGCAGCAGAUACACUUUCCAACCACACAAAUGAAAAUUCUGUUAAAAUACGAAAAGUAUUUAAUGCUGUGCGUCUUGCUUUGAUUAUAAUGGCAGCAAUGAUGCUACUACUGGCUCUAAUUGGGUUAUUCCUUUCUAUCCUUGGAUAUCAACAUGCUAUCCUGGUAUUUGUUAUCAGUGGAUGGUUAUUGGUUGCAACCACAUUCAUUCUUUGUGGAGUGUUCUCAAUCCUUAACAAUGCAAUCUGUGACACCUGCAUGGCCAUGGAAGAAUGGGUGGAGAAUCCACAUGCAGAAUCUGCUCUUAGCAACAUCCUUCCAUGUGUAGAUCAGAGAACCACAAACAAGACCCUUUUCCAGAGUAAACAAGUGGUUACCAAUAUUGUUAGUAUUGUGAAUCGGUUCAUCUAUGACACUGCAGAUGCAAGUCCAUCACAAGGUAGUAUGAACUAUUACAACCAAUCUGGACCUGCAAUGCCACCUUUGUGCUACCCCUUUGACUCUUUGUUUCGAAAACGCCAGUGUACGGCUCAAGAAGUUCCCUCCGCCAAAGCUUCAUUGGUUUGGAAGAGGUAUGAGUGUAAGAUAUCUGAAUCUGGUGUUUGCUCAAGUAUUGGCAGGGUGACACCAGAGAUAUACUCGGAGUUAGUGGCAGUAGUUAACGAAAGUUAUGCACUGGAACAUUAUACUCCAAUUUUACUUAGCCUUCAGAAUUGCAAUUUUGUGAGGGACACAUUCAAAGAAAUUACUUCACGUUACUGUCCUCCAUUGAACUAUUAUCUUAAGCUUAUCAAUGUAGGAUUGGGCCUGAUUUCAAUUGGUGUCUUGCUUUGUCUUGUUCUGUGGAUACUUUAUGCAAACCGCCCCCAAAGGGAGGAAGCGUUUGUUUGGCUCAACAUAGCCAUAAAACUAAAGAACAAAUUAAGCAAGAACCCCAACAGAAAUUUGUCUUUGUCAAUCGCAGUGAGUGAAGUAUAGUUGUUGUACAAUACAUAAUAAAUAAUUGGAAAAAGUAAAAUGUGGUGUAUAACUAAAAACAAGGUGAAGCGAAGCUACAUCUUUAGUUGGAAUAGAAUAUAGUGGGAAUUAUUGUACUGUACAAAAUUAUUAUUGAGGAAAGGAGGAAUUCAAAUUGUGUUUAUUGAGUAA
Vigna unguiculata (cowpea) is the source of this 2017-nucleotide messenger RNA. RefSeq lists its product as uncharacterized. The record is from RefSeq and is a predicted model, not a curated record. NCBI's taxonomy places the organism in Eukaryota, Viridiplantae, Streptophyta, Magnoliopsida, Fabales, Fabaceae. Gene Ontology annotation, cellular component: membrane.